Messenger RNA from Daphnia pulicaria, 695 nucleotides. RefSeq names its product methylosome subunit pICln-like (gene icln). Bases 124 to 690 code for a protein of 188 amino acids. NCBI's taxonomy places the organism in Eukaryota, Metazoa, Arthropoda, Branchiopoda, Diplostraca, Daphniidae. Gene Ontology annotation, biological process: chloride transport; mRNA cis splicing, via spliceosome; spliceosomal snRNP assembly. The record is from RefSeq and is a predicted model, not a curated record. Gene Ontology annotation, cellular component: pICln-Sm protein complex; spliceosomal complex; cytosol. The transcript is spliced from 5 exons.
GACGUUUUCAUUGCAGCCUACAAUUUUUUAAAACGUUGUGCUGCUGACAGCGUGAUUCGAAUCAUAUUUCAUUUUCAAAUUGUUGCUCUUCUUCUAUUCUUAAUUCGUUAAAUUUCUUAAAAAAUGGUUGUAUUAUCUUCAUUUCCUCCGCCUACCGAAGGAAUCAAAUUAGUUCAGUCCAAUACUGGAGCUUUCAUCAACACCAGAGACUUGGGCCAAGGGACAUUAUAUAUUGCUGAAAGUCGUGUAUCAUGGGUUAGUGCCACAUCUGGCCAAGGAUUUUCGCUGGAAUACCCCCACAUAUCGUUACAUGCUGUUUCAAAAGAUCCUUCUGCAUUUCCACAGGAAUGCUUGUACUUGAUGUUGGAUUCAAGGCUUGAUGAACCCGAUGAAGCUUUAGAUAAUCAAGAUUCUGAGGAUGAGGAAUCUGAAACUGAUAUGUCUGAAGUAAGGUUUAUUCCAGAAGAUCGGGGACUUCUUGAUGCCAUGUACCAUGCCAUGACAAUAUGUCAAACACUCCAUCCUGAUCCUAAUGAUUCAAUUUCAGAUGAAGGAGAUUUUGAAGAUACUGAGGAAGGAGAAUAUUGCCUUGAUGGAGCAGAAACAGCUGAAAAUGAUCAUGAUAAUGGUGAGGCGGAGAAUAUGGAGUCAGACAUGGGUCAGUUUGAAGAUGCCGAUCCUGAACAUUAACGCAC